Messenger RNA from Periconia digitata, 954 nucleotides. The record is from the annotation of a GenBank genome assembly. Lineage: Eukaryota; Fungi; Ascomycota; Dothideomycetes; Pleosporales; Periconiaceae.
ACAGGCGGGAUAUCACUAAUCAUAUUUCAUAGCUCCACCAAAAUGGUGGAGGCGCUCUAUAGCAUGGUACCGGCGGAGCUGGUGGACAUGAUACUGGACCGGCUAUUACUAUCUUGGUCGUUUGCUGAGCUUGUUGUAUUCUGUGCGCAAGCCUCAUUGAGUGCGGAACCUUCUGGCCUACUUUUCAAACGUUGGCUGCAAGUACAGCAAGACGAUAUUUGCCUACGCCCAUUUUCCGGAACCAAAGGAGAGUUGCUAUUCUUGGAGGAACACGUACAGAUUCUUCGCACAUUCUCCGUCUCUGUCGUGUGUUACAUACCGACAUAUAAGGAUUCCAUUGGUCUUAUAUGGCGGAUGACGCGCGACAGCAAAAACAAGCCCAAAAGCUGUACAGUGACCGGUCGCCAUGAUUGGGGCUGUUUGGAUCAGCUUACCCUACACGACACUUCAGAAUCGCGCCACAAUUACCUGUUCAUGCUACUACAAGGCUACCACGCAUGGGCAGCAGAUUUGACACCAGAAGUACUACAGAUCGUGAGAUCACAACUAAGCCCGAUCACCCAAAAAAAUUCAGUCGGCUAUCUACAUGCCCACGUGUACAACUGUUUAAGCGAUAGAGGAUUUUCUGGAGUUGACGGCUGCGAAUGCUCGGGCAAGUGGGUGGCAUGCUCAAAAUGUAAAGAAAACGGUUUGAGAAGAUUCGUGGUUUUCCAAGGAGAUUGGAAGUUAGGAUGUGUGCGCUGGCACAUGAAUGAGAAACUCCCUAUAGGUGAACCUUGGUUGCGUUACGCAACUGCCUUUAGGAAGUUGAUGGCGGCGGACCGAGCGGACAUCUUUUUCGAGCAUAUGCUCGAAAAAACGUGCCCAGGAGAUCCUGCUGAUCAUCUGUGCGUGUUCCAUGGCUUGCAAAAAUCUGCACUUUCGGAGACAAGAGAGAAUGUGGCGAAAGGCUGA